GUAGAAAUACACAACACAACACCUGUAAUUGUUACAAGUAUUUAACUAAAAGUAAUGUGAAGUUAAAACUGAUGGUACAAAUUAAUAAACAAAUACAAGAAUGUGGCUUAGCUGUAGAUUCUGAUUAUGAUGUAGUGAAUCAACACUUUUUUUAUUUCAUUAUUUUACCAAUUGUGUUUUAUAGUUAAAAGGUUAAAUUGUUUUUUAAUUUGACACUUUACAAAGAUUGUUUUUUGAAUGAAGACUUUAUAUUUUGUACUUAUUUACCUCAUAUCUGUUGUUAACACAGAGCUGAUGCCCGAUUGUCCUAGACGAGACAACAUGCCAGCCAAAAUGAAAAACAAAAAGCAGCACCGCUCAGAACCGACCAAAAGAGACCGGAAGAAGAAAACUAAAGUUUCCAUGGACAAAACCCACAAGGACCUUAGAUCCAACCGUCCAGAGUUUGAGGCUUUCCUGGAUCAGAUGAUUCAGUGGUUUUCUGAUCAUCAGCAGCAGGUUGAUCAGCAUUUCCGUCUCAAGGAUGCAGACCGAAGUGGAUCAGUCAACCUGAAGGAUUUUGAGCUCGGUCUGAUGAGCUUGGGCCCUCCCUGUCAGCAGAUUCAGCUCCACAUGUUGAGCGAGCUGCUGAAAACCAACAACACAAUCAGUUACAAAGAUUUUGAGAAACAAUUACAGAGAUUAAGCAGCAAAGACGUCAACACUGUGAUGUCAGAGGACGUCUCCGGUUUGAACACCUUUGAUCCCGAUCAGCCGUUGAACCCUCACAAAGACAGGUUCGUCCAUCUGAGUGUCAGACUCAUCCCCUUCGACUUCUCAGCAGAACAUCCGGCCAACUUUCAGGUGGUUUUGUCGAGCAGCUGCAGAGUCCUCAGUCUGAUCCGGAUCAUCCAGGACCGGGUCGGUAUCCAGACCUCCAGGCUGGAUGUUUUCCUGAAUAGAGCGGCCACAGAGGAGGUCCGCCUGCCUCCGGAGAGCUACCUGGAGGAGUGUGGCUUCAGAGGAAGAGCAGAGGAGCGACCUCCAGAGGUCACGGUGUACUACGACUACAGACUGGAGUUCACAGACUGUCCGCUCCUCAACUGUGAUCACUACUUCAGGUCCAAACCAGACUCUGUGGCCAGGACGACCGGACGCUGUCUAUAAU
Platichthys flesus (European flounder) is the source of this 1147-nucleotide messenger RNA. RefSeq lists its product as uncharacterized. Lineage: Eukaryota; Metazoa; Chordata; Actinopteri; Pleuronectiformes; Pleuronectidae. Bases 238 to 1146 code for a protein of 302 amino acids. Gene Ontology annotation, molecular function: calcium ion binding. The transcript has 5 exons. The record is from RefSeq and is a predicted model, not a curated record.